Molecule: messenger RNA, 744 nt
Organism: Ustilaginoidea virens
Lineage: Eukaryota; Fungi; Ascomycota; Sordariomycetes; Hypocreales; Clavicipitaceae
Exons: 3
Coding region: 1-744 (247 amino acids)
Biological process (GO): ribosomal large subunit assembly; nuclear-transcribed mRNA catabolic process; rRNA processing
Cellular component (GO): nucleolus; preribosome, large subunit precursor
Molecular function (GO): RNA binding
Source: RefSeq, a predicted model, not a curated record
AUGCCCAAGUCUAAAAGAGCAAAGGUCGUCCACCUCAACCAAGUCUCCAAAAAGACGCGGGAGCAAAAGGACAAGCUGUUUCAGAACAUUCGCGAUGCCAUCCCCGAAUACCAGCACUGCUUCGUGUUCAGCAUAGACAACAUGCGAAAUAGCUACUUGAAGAACGUGCGCCACGAGUUGAACGAUAGCAGGCUAUUUUUCGGCAAGACCAAACUCAUGGCCAAAGCGCUCGGCCAGUCGCCCUCCGAAGCCGUCGUUCCCGGAAUCGAAGACCUGACCCAGUACCUCAGCGGCACGGUUGGCCUGCUCCUCACCAACCGCCCGGUCCAGUCCAUCGUCGAGUACUUUGACAACUUUGAGCCGGUGGACUUUGCCCGCGCCGGCGUCACCUCCCCCCGGGACUUUACCAUCCCCGCGGGCGUGGUGUACGCCACUGCCGGGGAGGUCCCCGUCGAGCACGACGUGCCGCUGGAGCACACGAUUGAGCCGGAGCUGCGAAAGCUGAACGUGCCCACGCGCAUGGUCAAGGGCAAAGUCGUGCUGGGUGACGAGAACGGCCAAGGGGAGGGAUACGUCGUCUGCAAGGAGGGCGAUGUUUUGGACUCGAGGCAAACCAGGCUCUUGAAGCUGUUUGGGGUGUGCCUGUCCAAAUUCAGGGUCAGGCUUUCGGCGUACUGGAGCUCGGCGAGCGGACAAGUCACGGAGAUUGACCCGGCUGCCAUGGAGGGCGUGGACGAGAGUUGA